Messenger RNA from Miscanthus lutarioriparius, 2499 nucleotides. Lineage: Eukaryota; Viridiplantae; Streptophyta; Magnoliopsida; Poales; Poaceae. The record is from the annotation of a GenBank genome assembly.
AUGGCGGCAAUUGCCUCCUUCUUGCUCGAAGCAGACCACGCCAGGGUCUUGGCGAGCGCGCGGCCGUCGCGCUCGCGCCCACACGGCGUCGACGCUGGCGGCCACCGGUACGUGUUCUGGCUUGUGUCGGACACCUUGGCGCGCGCAGUGGGCCUCUUCGGUUCCCGCAUGGCCAUCGCCGUCUCCGCGACAGGUGACGCGGAGGCGGAGCUCGCCCUGCCUAUUUCCAAGGAGUAUGCCGGGCUAUGGAACGCGACCGCGAGCGUGCGUCUCGUCGUGGUAGCGCCCCCGUCGGAAGCCCCCGUGUCGUCCGUGGCGGCUGGCAACGUUGGCGAGGUGCGGGAGCUGGCCGACGAGGGCGCGUCGCCACAGCGGCUCUUCAUGAUGGCCUGCUACGUGGGCGGCGCCGAGGAGUGCGCCACGACGGCCAAGUCCGGGAAGCUGCGGGAGCGUGUGCGGCAGCGAGGCGUGGGCGACCAAGGACGGCCGCGCCUCUUCAUGCUCCAAGUGACUCUUGUCAUCUUGGCGGAGUUUCGCCGGUGCAUCGACUCUGGUAUGCUAAGGAUCUUUGUGUGGUCGGCGUACAUGGCGGCUGACGCGACGGCAAUCUAUGUGCUGGGUCACAUGUCUGUGACCAGCAGAUCGCCGGAGCAUGAGCUGAUGGCGUUCUGGGCGCCCUUCCUGCUGAUGCACCUAGGUGGGCAGGACAGCAUCACCGCCUACGCCAUCGAGGACAACCGGCUGUGGCUGCGUCACCUGCAGACGCUUGCCGUGCAGGCAGCUGCAGCUGGUUACGUCCUCUAUGAGUCCUUCGCUGGCAGCCUGUCGACGACGUUGCUUCGAUGGGGCACCGUGAUUAUGUUCAUGGUAGGUGUUGUCAAGUAUGGGGAGAGAGUUUGGGCUCUCAAGUGCGCCAGUAGUAGCCCACAGGGGAAGAACUACAGGAUGUUUCAGAACAUAAACAUGAUGUAUAAAACUGACCGUUAUCUGCAGAAGGUAGUAUCUGGAGGCCCCAUGGACACAGAAGCUUACCUAAUGAUGGCUCAGCAAAUACUGGAUGUUCCUAUGGAUUUGCUCAAGGGGCUGCAAACUAGAGUACUUGGAGAUUCCAACCCAUACAAGCUUCAUACGGAUCUGCGUGAGGAGGGGCGACUGUACAAGGUAGUUGAGCUGCAAAUAUCCCUGAUGUAUGACGUCUUCUACACCAAGGCGGAGGUGUUGCACGGUAAUCUGUAUGGCCUCUGCAUCCGUAUGCUAUUGGCGAUGGCUACCACCGCUGCAUUCUUGUUGUUUCACCUGCUCAUAGUAUUGGGUUAUCAUCGUCGUCAUUACAACAAAGUAGAUGUAGCUAUCACUUAUGUUCUGUUAGCUGGGGCAGUCGUUCUAGAGACCGCAUCACUGUUGAGGGCGAUGUUCUCGAGCUGGACAUGCGCUCUCCUGAUAAGGUGGAUGAAGAGGAAUGAGACCUACGAAAGGACGACGACGAAGCACAGUCGUCUAACACUUUUCUUUGUGUGCAAUCUCAUGCGUGUCCGCAGGCUCAUCCACGUGGCAGAUUGGAGAUUUAGUUGCAGUUGGUCGCGCUCCAUGGGGCAACACAGCCUGCUUCGGGUGUGUACUCGCAGUAUCACCAGCCGAAGAAGCAAGAUAGCAAGAUGGAUGGAAGCCGAGGACUGGUGGAACACGCUGGCUUACUCGUGGUCCAUCCCGGUGUCGGCAUUCAUCGAGAAGGUGUUAAUGGACAAAGUGCUAUCAUCAUGUGAAGACGGAGACGGUGACCAAUAUUUUGAUUCAAGGGGUCAAAAGGAGCUGAAGCAACGGGGACUCUACGAGCAGGAGGGCCUGGACUGGAGCCUUGAGAAUAGAAUCAUCGUCUGGCACAUGGCCACUAGCAUCUAUCUCAGCUGGUGGCACAAGAAGCAGGCAGAGGCCAGGACGACAGAGACGACGGCACUACCCAUGGCUCAGGCCGUCGAGGUGCUCUCCAAUUACAUGAUGUUCCUCCUCGCCUCACGGCCUCACAUGCUGCCACCCACUGCCAGCCGCAACGCAUACGUGGAGAUCUGCUAUGUUCUCACCAGCAUUCGUGGUGGACACGGCCACAGCACAGUCGAGGAUCUCGUCGGUGAGCUACGGAGCAUUGCCGAUGCAUUGGAGAGGAUGCCUACAAUACGAGGUCAACUUGAAGCGCGUUUACGGGCAUCGUGUGCGCUUGGGGCAAUGCUCAUCGGGGAGGGGGAGGCGGAGGAGUCACGGGGCCAAGAAAACAAAGCGCUGGAACUGCUCGCCCAGGUGUGGGUGGAAGCUAUGUGCUACGCGGCCCAGCGAUGCAGCGCCUACUCACAUGCCAAGCAGCUCAGCAACGGUGGCGAGCUCAUCACCGUCGCUGCCCUUCUACUGGAACACACGAAAAAAAUUAUCGUCAUCGACAAUACUACCGACACAGAGCUCUUCAACCACGAGAAGUUUGGUGCUCCCCUUCAUGGCAUGGAAUCAUAG